This is a messenger RNA of Lasiodiplodia theobromae, 618 nucleotides long. RefSeq names its product Rab small monomeric GTPAse. Bases 1 to 618 code for a protein of 205 amino acids. Gene Ontology annotation, biological process: regulation of vacuole fusion, non-autophagic. The record is from RefSeq and is a predicted model, not a curated record. Gene Ontology annotation, molecular function: GTP binding; GTPase activity. The transcript is spliced from 7 exons. NCBI's taxonomy places the organism in Eukaryota, Fungi, Ascomycota, Dothideomycetes, Botryosphaeriales, Botryosphaeriaceae. Gene Ontology annotation, cellular component: fungal-type vacuole membrane; late endosome; vacuole.
AUGGCGUCGAGAAGAAAGGUCUUGCUCAAGGUCAUCAUCCUCGGCGACAGUGGCGUCGGCAAGACCAGCUUGAUGAACCAAUAUGUGAACAAGAAGUUCAGCGCGAGCUACAAGGCCACCAUCGGCGCCGACUUCCUGACCAAAGAGGUCCUCGUCGAUGACCGCUUGGUGACGAUGCAGCUCUGGGAUACUGCAGGACAAGAGCGCUUCCAGUCCCUCGGCGUUGCCUUCUACCGCGGUGCCGAUUGCUGCGUCCUUGUCUACGAUGUGAACAACGCCAAGAGUUUCGACACCCUUGAUAGCUGGAGGGACGAAUUCCUGAUCCAGGCGAGCCCCAUGGACCCCGAGAGUUUCCCCUUCGUCGUUAUCGGUAACAAGAUUGAUGUUGAGGAGAGCAAGCGCAUGAUCUCGACCAAGCGCGCCAUGGCAUUCUGCAACUCCAAGGGCGGCAUCCCCUAUUUCGAGACCAGCGCCAAGGAGGCUAUCAACGUCGAGCAGGCGUUCGAGGUCAUCGCGCGCCAGGCCCUUGCGCAGGAGGAGGCAGGCGACUUCAACCAGGAUUUCCCCGAGACGAUACCCAUCAACCUCGACGGCGACCGUGACGGUUGCGCGUGCUAG